Molecule: messenger RNA, 432 nt
Organism: Plasmodium adleri (nom. inval.)
Lineage: Eukaryota; Apicomplexa; Aconoidasida; Haemosporida; Plasmodiidae
Product: conserved Plasmodium protein, unknown function
Exons: 1
Coding region: 1-432 (143 amino acids)
Source: RefSeq, a predicted model, not a curated record
AUGCAGAAUACGCAAAACAGUUCGAUUUGCUUUAAGAGGAGGCCUCUUAUGAAAUAUAAUGCUGAUAUGAAUUUAGAUUACAAUAUAGAAGAUAAUGUGAGAUAUUUUAUUUCGUAUGAACUUAAUAAAUUCAAAGGAAAUAAAAAAAAACAGUUGAAGAAAAAAACAAGACUAAGAGUAAAAAUUGAUAAGAAAAUAGCUUCCUUUGUUUUUCCUCGAUCAAGAAAAGAAAAACGUCUAAGAUUAAUUUAUAUAAAGAAAAUACUUCGAAAAAAAUUAAAAAUAAGAAAAUGUAUGAGAAAACUUAGGCAAAGAUUAAAAGAACAUGAAUAUUUUAUUUCAAAAUUUAUUGGAAAAGAAGACGAAGAAACAAAUUUUGAAAAAAUGAAAGAAGAGAAUAUAUCAUCUGAGGAUAUGGACAAUAAGGAAUAA